ACCACACUCAGAGCUUCAACAAUCACACCAGAUUUCUAUCAUGCGCCUCAUAAACUGCUCAACACUUGAGCUCGAGGAGUUUUUCGGAAGCAAGGUUCCGCCUUAUGCAAUCCUAUCGCACACCUGGGGCAAUGACGAGGUGACAUUCAUGGACUUACCUCUCUAUGCACCGGCGACACAAGCCCGAGCGGGAUACCAGAAGAUUGAGUUCACCUGCAAGCAAGCAAUCCGUGAUCAACUCAAGUAUGCAUGGGUCGAUACUUGCUGCAUUGAUAAAAGAUCCAGCUCAGAGCUUUCCGAGGCUAUCAACUCCAUGUAUGCCUGGUACCGGGCCGCCCGUCGUUGCUAUGCCUAUCUCUCAGACGUCGUGGAAGAAUACAUGGGUGAAGAGUUUCGCAAAAGUAGAUGGUUUACCAGAGGCUGGACGCUGCAAGAACUCUUGGCACCAACAGAAGUAGUCUUCUACAACUGCAACUGGCACCGGUUAGGCCUAAGGCUCCACCAUUCGCAGUUGAUAUCCAAAAUAACGGGAAUAGAUGAGGGCGCUUUGGGAAUAAGGAGACUCACAUGGCCUAAGAACCGUGAUAUGCUUGGUGCCUAUUGUGUUGCGAAAAAAAUGGCGUGGGCCUCGUCAAGAGAUACGACCCGUAUAGAAGACAUGGCGUACUGUCUGUUGGGGAUGUUCGAAAUCAACAUGCCACUACUCUAUGGGGAAGGUGACCGGGCCUUUCAUCGCCUGCAAGAAGAGAUCAUUCGAAGAGUGAACGAUGAUUCCAUAUUUGCUUGGGGACCCCGGAUUGACAUUAGCCCCGGUUACAACUGCUCUAGUCACAAGAUAUUGGCAAGCUCGCCCAAGGACUUCACCAGUUGCCGCAACUUGGAAUACGCUGAAAACCCAACCAUUCCGCCGACUCUUGCAAGCCUCGGAUUGACUAUACGAUUAUCACUG
Molecule: messenger RNA, 949 nt
Organism: Bipolaris maydis ATCC 48331
Lineage: Eukaryota; Fungi; Ascomycota; Dothideomycetes; Pleosporales; Pleosporaceae
Product: heterokaryon incompatibility protein-domain-containing protein
Source: RefSeq, a predicted model, not a curated record